UCAUGAUUCUGAUUGCUGUCAAAAUUCCAAAUGUGUGGUCCCAUUCUGAACCAGACUUCAGUUUUGCUCCAUUGCUUGAACUGAAAGCAGGUGUUUUAGCAGCUAACCUUGUGAAAUCCAGUCUUCACAUUUGAUCCAGUCAAGAAAACAAAAAUGUGGCAACGUCGUGCACUGAAAGAGGACCAGUUGAGGUCGGAGGUCAGAUUCAGUCUGCCUGCCCUGUCCACUAACCGAAGCCUGCUGUGCAGCAGCUCACAGCUUCACAGCAACAAAGUGCUGAAGCUUGGCGAGGAAAUAGUCUGUUCCCUGGGUGAAGAUAUUUCACAGAUCCCCUCUGCCACUCGUAGCACAAUGAGGCAUCUCAGCUAUCGGCAUACAGAAGUCAGCCAGUGGCAGGCCCAGAUAUCUGAGAGCAUCGGGCGAGUGGAUCGUGAAAUCACUGCUGUGGAGCAGGUGAAAAACACUGCUGAGUGCUGUCUCCAGGAGAGGCAGCUGUACAGUCAGCUCAUGAGAGACUGUGUAGCCAUCAGUAUCAGUUUGAGCUGCUCGGCAGUCCCCAGACAGGACCGCGUCCUCACUGAGCUGAAGAAGGAAGAGCAGCUGACCAAUGAGAUCAGAGGGAUGCUUCAGAAGCAGAUCUGUGCCCUGCUCGACAAACUAAGCUCUCUGAAGGAGAUCCGCGCUCAGCUGCUGGCAGAUUUUCAGGACAAGAAGGAAGCCAUCAAGCUCACCACCAAAUGCAUCAACAUUGAUGUUAGCACACCAUGCUCUCAGCUCCCUGGUGCUCAAUACAAGCCCAACUAUGUGAGCUAUGAUAAGUGGCUGUCCCACUGCAGGGACCUGAGGCUGACGGCUGAUAACCUGAUCAAGGAAUCCUCUUACUUCAGGGGAAACCUGCGUUUUACUCUGGCCAACCUGAAAAAUGCCGUGGAGCGCCAGCGCCACAGCACAGAUGAGGCCAUGAGAAAGAACAUCAAUGACUUGGGCCGGGUCCAGGAUACUCUGAUGUGGGAGAGGCAGCAGAUAAGGGAUGAGAUUUCUGACCUGACAAAGGACAUACAGAAAGUGGUGGGUCAGAUCAGGAACUGUGAUUCCAAGCUGCAUCAGGCCACACACCGCCUGGACAUCCUUAACCAGAGACCCAGACGUGAGCUCUGCCUGGACGAGCCCCAUUUCAGUCUCACACUAGAGAAACAAGACCUGGAAAAGAUGGCAGCUGGACUUCAACCUAUACUAAAGCGCUCUCAGCAGGACCUGGAGAUCACACGCAGGCGCCUGAUGAUUCUGGAGGACAAACUGGCCAGUAAUGCCCGUACCCUGAAGGUGGAGCAGAAGUGCCAGGACCUGCACAAGAGUUUCCUCCCUGCACUUGACACCACUGUUGUCCUCGCCAACAAGCCCAGGCUCAGCAGGAGUCACUGCAGCGCUCUCUCCUACUUACAGUAAAGCCUGGUAGAGUGCAUUAGCGCUCUGCUGCACCCAUGUGGUCUUUUCCAUGUGGUGUUGCAAAAUUUAAUAAAUAAAAAAAACUCCCUUAAGCAUAA
Messenger RNA from Centropristis striata (black sea bass), 1544 nucleotides. RefSeq lists its product as uncharacterized. The transcript is spliced from 9 exons. The record is from RefSeq and is a predicted model, not a curated record. NCBI's taxonomy places the organism in Eukaryota, Metazoa, Chordata, Actinopteri, Perciformes, Serranidae. Gene Ontology annotation, cellular component: microtubule cytoskeleton; nucleus. The coding region runs from base 154 to 1446 and encodes 430 amino acids. Gene Ontology annotation, biological process: cilium movement involved in cell motility; cilium assembly.